Messenger RNA from Oryza brachyantha (malo sina), 3016 nucleotides. Its product is annotated as alpha-N-acetylglucosaminidase-like. NCBI's taxonomy places the organism in Eukaryota, Viridiplantae, Streptophyta, Magnoliopsida, Poales, Poaceae. The record is from RefSeq and is a predicted model, not a curated record. The transcript has 20 exons. Bases 276 to 2774 code for a protein of 832 amino acids.
GGCCCACCACCGGGCCGCUCGUCCUCUCCGGCGCGCGGCCUGCAGCGCCUUGUCGUCUUCGCCGCGCCUCCUCCCCGUCGCCGCCCUCGCGACGCCACACCGGACUCUCUCUCGCCCCUUUCGCUUUCGCCUCCGCAUUUUCAAAUCGCCCAACCACCACCACCACCGCCUAGUCCUCCUCCUAGUUAAUCAUUCCCCGCCAUGCCGUCCCCAGCCACAGUCGCAGCGUCCCACUCGGUGCCGCUGCUCGCGCCAUCUCCCUCCCCGCCGCCGCGAUGCCGGCGCCCCGCUUCCUCCGGAUACUCCUGCUGCUCGUCGCGCUAGCCUGCGCCGCGUCGGAGGUCGGGUGCUCCGACCGGCGGUUCCCGCACCUCGACCGCCUCCGGGAGCUCCACCGCAGGGAGGCUCGCCCCGCGGCCGAGCAGGAGGCCGCGGCGCGCGGGCUCCUAACACGCCUCCUCCCAUCGCACUCCGCCAGCUUCGAUUUUAGGGUCAUCUCCACGGACCAAUGUGGUGGAAAGGCAUGCUUUAUCGUGGACAACUAUCCAUUGUUUGAUGGAGAAGGGACUCCAGAAAUACUGAUACUUGGAAUAAGUGGGGUAGAAAUCUCUGCUGGCCUUCAUUGGUAUUUGAAACACUACUGUGCUUCACAUAUAUCAUGGGAUAAAACUGGUGGCACACAAUUAUCAUCAGUGCCGCGCCCUGGCUCACUACCCCGUGUUCCUUCUGGUGGCAUUUUGAUCCAAAGACCAAUUGGCUGGAGCUACUACCAGAAUGCGGUUACAUCCAGUUAUUCUUUUGCUUGGUGGGAUUGGGAGCGCUGGCAGAAGGAAAUUGACUGGAUGGCUCUUCAAGGAAUCAAUUUGCCCCUUGCUUUCACUGGGCAAGAGGCCAUAUGGCAGAAAGUUUUUCAGAGGUACAACAUUAGUAAAUCAGAUCUGGAUGAUUUCUUUGGUGGACCAGCCUUUCUUGCAUGGUCUCGGAUGGCCAAUAUGCAUGGAUGGGGUGGACCUCUCCCUCAGAGUUGGCUUGAUGAUCAGCUGGUUCUUCAGAAGAGAAUCCUCUCUAGGAUGUAUGCUUUUGGCAUGUUUCCAGUUCUUCCAGCCUUUUCUGGUAACAUUCCGGCUGCGCUAAGGUCAAAAUUUCCUUCAGCUAAAGUCACUCAUCUUGGAAACUGGUUCACAGUUGACAGCAACCCAAGGUGGUGUUGCACGUAUCUUCUGGAUGCAUCUGAUCCCUUGUUUGUAGAAAUUGGGAAGCUUUUUAUAGAAGAACAAAUCAGAGAAUAUGGUGGGACAAGUCACGUGUACAACUGUGACACUUUUGAUGAGAACACUCCUCCGCUAACUGAUCCAAAUUAUAUAUCAUCAUUGGGUGCUGCAACAUUCAGGGGGAUGCAAAGUGGUGAUUAUGAUGCUAUUUGGUUAAUGCAAGGUUGGUUGUUUUCUUAUGAUCCUUUCUGGGAACCCCCACAAAUGAAGGCACUUCUGCAUUCUGUUCCAGUUGGCCGAAUGAUUGUUCUUGAUCUAUAUGCAGAAGUGAAACCAAUAUGGAUCAACUCUGAUCAGUUCUAUGGUGUCCCUUACAUCUGGUGCAUGCUUCAUAAUUUUGCUGCAGACUUUGAAAUGUAUGGUGUUUUAGAUAUGGUUGCUUCUGGGCCUAUUGAUGCUCGACUAAGUGCCAACUCUACAAUGGUUGGAGUUGGUAUGUCUAUGGAAGGUAUCGAACAAAACCCUAUUGUUUAUGACCUGAUGUCAGAAAUGGCCUUUCAUCACAGACAAGUUGAUCUUCAGGUGUGGGUUAAGACAUAUCCAACAAGAAGAUACGGGAAAUCAAUUGUGGGACUGCAAGAUGCUUGGCAAAUUUUAUACCAUACUCUUUACAAUUGCACGGAUGGUAAAAAUGACAAAAAUCGUGAUGUGAUAGUGGCAUUCCCAGAUGUUGAACCUUUUGUUAUUCAAACACCAGGAUUGUAUAUAAGCACUAGCCAAACCUAUUUGACAAAGUCAUCUAUGAAUUACAUUGCGUUGGAUCCAUCCAAUAAUGAAUAUGAACAGCCACAUUUAUGGUAUGAUACCAAUGCUGUUAUACGUGCCCUAGAGCUUUUUCUUCGAUAUGGAGAUGAAGUCUCUGACAGCAGUACCUUCAGGUAUGACCUUGUGGAUUUAACUCGUCAAACGCUGGCUAAAUAUGCCAACCAGGUCUUUGUGAGGAUCAUUGAAAGCUACAAAUCAAACAACGCGAACCAUGUGAGCACUCUCUGUCAGCACUUCAUGGACCUUGUAAAUGACCUAGACACGCUGUUGACCUCCCAUGAGGGAUUUCUUCUUGGCCCUUGGUUGGAAAGUGCCAAGGGCCUUGCCAGAGAUAAAGAACAACAAAUACAGUAUGAAUGGAAUGCUCGAACACAAAUUACGAUGUGGUUUGACAACACGAAUACGAAAGCUAGUUUGCUUCGAGAUUAUGCAAAUAAAUACUGGAGCGGCCUGCUGCGAGAUUACUAUGGACCAAGGGCUGCCAUCUACUUCAAGUACUUAAUACUGAGCAUGGAGAGGAAAGAACCUUUUGCACUGGAGGAAUGGAGGAAGGAAUGGAUUAGCCUCACAAACAACUGGCAGAGCGAUAGGAAGAUCUUUCCGACCACAGCUACUGGAGAUGCUCUCAACAUCUCCCGGACACUAUACACGAAGUACCUGCGCAACGCUGAUUUAAUUCAGCUAGAAGUUUUUGUAGGCAUAGUGAAGAUUGCUUCGAGCAGACGGGCGCAGCGCUAAAAGGACCAUAUAAGAUCACUGGCCUGUAGUGGAGGUACUAUCAAUAAGACAGUUAAAAACUCCUUGCUCUAAUAACUUAACAAGGCAUGCUUUAGCCGCAAUCCAUUUAGAAGAGAAAUAUGAGCAGGGCUAUAGGCCAAGGGCCUAUUCGGUUGGGGUGAAUUUCAAGUGAACUUUGGAGGAAUUGAAGUGUUUCAUGAGAAAAUCUUGAAAAAACCUUGAGUUUUGAAGGAGCCCUAAAG